AUGGACCUAGCGAGCGAUGUCAUUGGCCAGGAAGGGGACACGUUUGAGUUUUAUGCCACCUACCUCGUCGCUGCUGUGGUCACUCGGAUAUUCUCAUAUAUGAUCGACAGUGGGGUCCAAUACGGCUACAUCUGCACGGGGGAGGCUUUUGUUUUCCUUCAUAUCCCGAAGGAUGACCCCACAGUUGUUCAAUAUUUCUUGUGUAUCCCGAAUCAGGAUGUGCAGGUGGACGAUGAUUGGCGCCUCCACCGGACUGCCAUCGGUCAGGUGCUUGCAUUUACCCUUCAAGCGCUAGCGGCCGAAGAUCCAUCUCAAGAAUGGCAUGAUGUGGCACAUGACAAACUAAAGACCUGGGAGGUUGAAUACCAAGACGUGUUGAGAAGAAUUCCCGAAACACUUCGUAAAGAUCCACGAGCCUCCAAUUACCGACCCUCGCACUGGAAACUAGAGCCAAAGACACACAAUACUCGAUCACAUGCUCGCUGUCAACCAGGCGUGUCUACUCCGAAGCAUUCGUCGACCGAAGGCAGCGGCAGUGAUGAAGAAUCGCAUUCGCCAUCUAUCGCAGCAGCGGCGCGCAGCAGGCCGAGCCGUGGCGAAGGCAACAACCGUCAAUCGACCACAGAAAGUGAAAGUAGACGAGCCGGUCGGGACAACAAACAGACCUCUCAAAAAUAUGGGCAAUCUACGCGACCAUAUUGCACCAUUGCCUGCAUCCGCGGUAUGGUCAACCGAGGUCCUUUGGAUAAAGAAUGCCCCAACUGGAAACUCCACGGUAGCCAGAGUCACUCCGUGGGACCGCAGGAGUUCACACGCCGGCUUCACCGUCAACUUUUCCAAAACCGAAACGAUGGGUUUGAACAACUUCACGUCUGUGGUCGGACGGGUUACCUCAUCAAAGCGACUCUUCUAUUAUACGGAUACACUGUGGUAAUCAAGGCUACCACGGCGGACAAGCAGCAUCUCAUUAAAGCAGAGGCAGACAAUUAUCGUUCUCUUAAGAGCCUGCAGGGAAAACGGAUUCCCGUCUGUCUUGGGACAUUUACGCCACGAGUCUCAUAUUGGUACCAUGGCGAAUUAAUGGCGCAGAUGAUGAUACUGAGCUGGUCUGGAAAACGGCUUCAGCAUGUCAUCAACGAUGAGAAUUCCAGAUUCUUUCACCACGAGCGCGACAAAGCUCUGACCGUGCUUCGGUCGCAUGGAAUUGUCCAUGGCGACAGUGAAUGGCGCAAUAUGCUGUGGGAUGAAAUGGGUGGCCGUUUGUUUGUCAUUGACCUGGAGGAAGUGAAAUGGUUGAAGCGCCCUCGGGCUCUUGAACCAACCUCUGCCAACAUGCGGCAUGGUCAUUGCGUCGGGGCGGGGAAGAGCAGAAAAACGAACCUGUCUAGCUCAACUGCUGUCUGCUGA
Messenger RNA from Penicillium brevicompactum, 1407 nucleotides. RefSeq lists its product as uncharacterized. The transcript has a single exon. The record is from RefSeq and is a predicted model, not a curated record. The coding region runs from base 1 to 1407 and encodes 468 amino acids. NCBI's taxonomy places the organism in Eukaryota, Fungi, Ascomycota, Eurotiomycetes, Eurotiales, Aspergillaceae.